Messenger RNA from Setaria italica (foxtail millet), 2469 nucleotides. RefSeq lists its product as uncharacterized. The transcript is spliced from 2 exons. The coding region runs from base 633 to 995 and encodes 120 amino acids. NCBI's taxonomy places the organism in Eukaryota, Viridiplantae, Streptophyta, Magnoliopsida, Poales, Poaceae. The record is from RefSeq and is a predicted model, not a curated record.
CCGGCGUGCUCUUCAACCCGGCUAGCGGCGAGAAGGCGGCCGUCACCGCCGUCGUCAUCACCAACAUGACCGGCGGCCGGCGCAUGUUCCACCGCUUCUGCGGCUUUGCCCCCGUCCACUAACACCAAGGCGUACAAGGCGCUCCUGUGCGUGCGGGACUUUCCCUGCGUCGUCGAGCUAAUGGUGGUCCCGUGGGGCGGCGGCGGCGCCGCCCGCCGGAACAGCCCCGGAGAGAGGCGGUGAUUCCCUGCAGGUUUGGCGGCGCCAAUCCUGACCCUAGCUCCUUAAGCCUGGACGGCAACGUGUACGUCCUUCCUGACACGUCGGCGCGGGAAAUGCUGGCCUUCAACGUCGACGACGACACGGCCACCUUCGCCAAGCUGCCACCGGCCGGGUGGCGAAUGUCGGAGCUGAUGGAGGUAUGGGGUCGCCCAUGCGUCGCCACGGAAUACGUUAGAGGCGGCACCAUGCUCUGGACGCUCACGCCGGAGCACCAGUGGGAGCUGCGGUGUUCGUUCGCCGCCGUCCCUAGCCCUCCGCGGGGAUUCGCCGGCGCCGGCGACAUGGUCCACGGCGCGUGGGACUGCGGCGACAGCCUCCUCUUCGUGAUGUUCUGAGACGGCCGUGGCUGCAUGUACGAGUACGGCCCCCAGGAGACGGCGGCGGUGGUGGCGCGAGAGGUCGACGAUGGCGCCGCCGCCGCGCGUGACCUCCUGCCUGCGGAGCUGCGGAUGGCCACGUUCUGCUGGGGCUACCGGCCGACGCUCAUACCUCCGGCGACCGUCCUCGGCGAUGUUGCCGCGUGGCCCGACGAGCGUGAUGGCCUCAGGCAUUUCUCCUCCGGCCGUAGCAGGGCCCACAAGAGCGCCAUCGUUGUGCGGGAGCGCGGCAGGUGCUUGCUGGAGUUGCUGAUGGAGAGGAUGCGGAAGCGGCCACAGCGCGGAGCGGAGCUUGCUGCCUCGGUGAAGAACCGAAGAUUGUGUAAAGAGACAUGAGUACCUCAGCUUAUGUUUGUGGUGUCCCAACGCUCCACACCACAAGGUGAUCGACAUUUGGUUUGCAGUCCCAGGUAUACUGCUGCAUAUCCCAGUCCCAGGUAUUUUUAUUGAUUUACAGUGUUGCAAUUUCCUUAAUGGCAAAGCUAGCUAGAGAAAUGCACCCCGAGUGUUUUUACGCCUCCUCACUCAAAUUUUUUUGGGGGAGUUUGGUUUCAUAUAGGUGUGGGAGCAUGUCUAAUGGGCUGUGAAAUCCAACGUCUGUACCACAUCAUAUCGAUCCAUGCAUGCUAGCAAGCUAAGUGGAGACAACCCACCCUAAUCCAAUGCAUCAGUAGUCGAAAGCGGAACACCACAAGCCAUUUCGUUCAUUCUGCUACUAACCAAAACAAACUAUUUGCCAAACUAUGGCAUGCUAUUAACCAUGGCAUGGGAACACAAUUAACAAAAAAGAAUCCAUCUACUUCACAAUUAACAGAAAACAUUCUUACAUAGAUAGUGACAAUCCACAACUGAAUCCAACUACGGUGCAAAAUUCAGAUCAAAUAGAUAGCCCAACUACAUCACAUCAUGUACAGAUUUGGUUCUGAACAUGACAUCAAUAGAAAUUAAUGAGAAAAAGAAAGCGUGAUAGAUUGACAGCAAGCUAGAUAUGGUCCUUGAUGACACAUCCAUUCACAAGAAUGCAGAACCUUGACUGACAUCUUGAGAUGGAAUUGAAAGACUGUGAAUGAAGCAUGUUUAUCAUAUAAAACAUGAUGUAUGUGUUAUGCUGUACCUGAUGAAGUGACAAUGAUUUUUUUAAACUAAAAAAAAAACUUAUGAAAUGUGCACCAAUGCUGGAAGGUUAAGUUCAGUAUUGGAAAGAGUGGCAUAAAGCAUCAGAUAGAAGUUAAUACAUAAUUUGCAGUAAAUAAGGUCAUCGGCAAAGUGAGUCCUCAAAGGAGGUUGCACUUGGACAGUUGCAAUGCUCAUAUUCUAUUUAGUGCAACUAGAGAAGGGGUUUGGAAAGUGGAAAAGGUUGCACUUGAUCACAAUCAUUACCUUGCUAGUACAAAUAAAAGGCAAAAGUUGAUGUCACAAUGGCAUGUUCUAGAAGUAGACUGGCAGCAAAUUGGCCAGAUAAGGAAGGAUGGGAUGAAUCCAACCUAGCUGUGUUUAUGAAGGAAUUUUAUGGAGGAUAUGAUAAAGUGCCAUUCUCAUGGAUGAUUAUAACAAUAACAUUCGUCUCAAGCACAAGAAGUACUUAGAAUCAAAGUAGAUGCAAACAUUGUUGGAAUACUACAGUAUUUGAAAAAUAAGCAGCUAUAGGAUCCAAUAUUUUUAUGCCAUUCAAAUUGAUUAGGAAGGUGGGAAGGUAGCAAAUUUCUUUUGGGCAUAUGAUCAAUCUAUGCUCUACUCGCCGGAGGGCAGCAAACUCUUGCGCACAACACACGCUCUUUUCACCGGAGAGCAGAAAACUCUUGCGCACAAA